Messenger RNA from Ramularia collo-cygni, 1266 nucleotides. Its product is annotated as related to oxidase. Lineage: Eukaryota; Fungi; Ascomycota; Dothideomycetes; Mycosphaerellales; Mycosphaerellaceae. The transcript is spliced from 6 exons. Gene Ontology annotation, molecular function: peroxidase activity. The record is from RefSeq and is a predicted model, not a curated record. The coding region runs from base 1 to 1266 and encodes 421 amino acids.
AUGAAGUCGUACUCCUCUCUCGCAACCUUGGCGAUGGUCUCCGUGACCAACGCCUUCCCUGGUAUUCUGGAGGAACUUCAAGCUCGUUCAAACUCGAACUUGUUAGAGCGUCAAGAGUUCCCAGAUGCCUCGACACGAUUCGACGCCGCUGAGCAAUACGUCUCGACAUCUGRCGAGCAUGCUUUUGUUGCUCCAACGGGUGACGAUCAACGUGGUCCUUGUCCUGGACUGAACGCGAUGGCCAACCAUGGAUAUCUUCCCCACAAUGGCGUCGCAAGUGACGCUCAAUUUAUUGACGGCACAUUCAAGGUGUUCGGCAUGGCUGCCGACUUGAGCGGCUUCUUGACGACUCUGGGAUCAACCUUCGAAGGCAACGGACUUGUCUGGAGCAUUGGCGGCCCUACAAAGGAUGCUCCCCCUCUCCUGCCCAUCCUCGGCAAUCCACAAGGAAUCUCGGGGUCCCACAACGUCUACGAGGCCGACGCUUCACCUGGACGAGGUGAUCUUUACCAGUACGGUAACGCCUUCCAGCUCCAAAUGAGCCAGUAUCAGGAGCUUUACGACAUGGGCAAGGCAAACAAUGACAACAUCGAUUUGCCUUUGCUGGCAGAGUUCCGUUCGAAGCGCUUCGACCAAUCUAUCGCCAACAACCCUUACUUCUUCAACGGUCCCUUCACGGGAGUCCUAGUCCAGCCAGCCGCCUACCAGUUCAUCUACCGCUUCAUGAGCAACAAGUCAGAGGAACAUCCACAAGGUGUCUUGAACACUGAGAUUAUGAACUCCUUCUUUGGCGUCAAGGAAGUCAACGGUCAUCUACGGAAGAUAGGAGGAUUUGGACAUGAGCGUAUUCCCGAGAACUGGUACAAGCGCGCUGUCGGCGAUGAGUACAGCAUCCUUACCCUCAACGCGGACACCGUUUCCGCAGGCUUGAAGUAUCCCAAGUUCUUCAACGUCGGCGGCAACACCGGAAAGGUCAACACCUUCACCGGCGUGGACGCCCGCGAUAUUUCUGGUGGUGUCUUCAACACAGCCACGCUCGGCAAAGGCAACAACGCCUUCUGCUUUGCUACGCAAUUCAUGAUGCAGGCGGCUCCCGACGCGAUCAAGUGCAGCGGAGUGCUCAACAGUGUCGUUGAUGCCCUGAAGCCCCUUACUUCUGCCCUUAGCACCUUCAACUGCCCCAAGCUUGAGCGGAUUGAUGACACUCAAUUCGACAAGUUCCCGGGCUAUACGGGCCUUGACUGCAAGUCGGGAACUUACAACUGA